Pyricularia oryzae 70-15 is the source of this 2322-nucleotide messenger RNA. RefSeq lists its product as uncharacterized. Bases 1 to 2322 code for a protein of 773 amino acids. The record is from RefSeq and is a predicted model, not a curated record. The transcript has 4 exons. Gene Ontology annotation, cellular component: Rpd3L complex; nucleus; Rpd3L-Expanded complex. Lineage: Eukaryota; Fungi; Ascomycota; Sordariomycetes; Magnaporthales; Pyriculariaceae. Gene Ontology annotation, biological process: regulation of DNA-templated transcription.
AUGUUCUGCAGAAAGCUCUGGUGCUCUUAUCUUAUCAACCACAAACAGGUGACGUUGCGUACGGUCAUUCGGGACUUCUCAUUGGUGGGGAACUAUGGGGCGACCCCCACUCUGCUUCAGUGCGACGGGGAGGAAGCGAAGGACGGAUCUGUGUGGUUGCCGAACAGCCUCUGCCGCAAGUAUCCCACUGCUUCGCGCCUCUGCUCAAUUUAUCGUGAAAGUCUUGCUUCGCGCAUUCAUUCCCUCCGAUUUUUUCGGGAAUUAUCGAGUCUCUCGAACCCUCUUCUCAGUCCGCGAACUACCGCACUCGUGGGCAUGAAGACCGCAAGACCUGCUCCGGCUGCAUCUGCGGCGGCAGACACACCAUCGGGUCGCCGCCAGCCAGUCCGACAAACGCGUACGCAUGGCUCCAGGAACACAGGCGGUGCUGGCCGGGCGGCUGGUCAGAGAGACAGCGGCGCCAGUACCGGUUUGGGUCGCGAACAGCCCGCCGAAAUAUUCCCCGGAAUUACGCAUUUUGCUGACACCAUCACGGCCCUGCCCAAGGAGCUUGUUCGGCACUUUACCCUGCUCAAGGAAGUCGAUGCUAAAAUCCACGCGCCUCAGCAAGCUCUUUUUGCCGCCGCCGAGAGAACCUUGAACGCACCUCCAUAUGACAGAUUGCAGCCGCACGUUGGGCAUGCUGGUGAUUUCGUCUCUGACUCGACUGCACCUAAUGGCGUCGCACCCAGUACACACCAAGCAGUCGCGACCCCGUCCGGCCACGGCCUAGCGAACUCGGCACAAUCCGAAGCGGAUAGUUUCGAACGGCGAAAAUUAUGGCGCGAAACUGGCCUUAAGAUACAAGAGAUGCUACUAUCGCUGGAUGAGAAGAACCACGUCAUUUCUACUGCGGUCGACGCCUUGAACAAACAACUCAGCAGGAUUGAUAGUGUUUGGCCGCAUCUCAUGGAAGAGUUCAGUGACGAGGCAAAGUGGGGAAGCAAUACACAUUGGGCAUAUCCCGAGAACAAAGCAGACAAGGCUGGCCGUGCUCUGAAUGCCCAAGCUGAAAGAUCCCGUCGCGAGGGUGCUGCUAGCCUUUCGGCCGCGGCCCAACAAAUUGCAGAGGAGGCCGCUGCCAGAAGCGAUGCUCGGAAACAGGCCGUGGCAGCCAAGAAAGAGAAGAGCAACAGAGCUCAGGCAGCCCAUGAUUCAGACGCAGAAGAUCAGGAUCCCAAAUCAAGAUCAGAGUCGACUAGGAAGCCCGCCACAAGCAGCAAAAGCAGAAAGCCGGCGGCAGCGGCGGCGGCGGCGGCUGCUGCUGCUGCUGUGGCGGAGUCUCCAACGCCAGUUGGCUUGGGCAUUGCGAACGCUUCGCCUGCAGUUAAUAACUCAACCUCCAAGCGGCGCAAGGUUGAGAAGCCGAAUAACACCAAUGGCGGGGCGCCCAUGGAGCGCGCAAUGAGUAGCGUAUAUGGAAAUAGCACCACCAAGCCGAAGACAACUAGUCCUCGUGAGACACCUGCACCAGAAGGACCUACCAAGAAGCGCAAGGCGCUGCCAACAGCAGGCAAUCAUUCCAAGAAAAGGCCCCCUUCGUCGGCCUCGAACAAGCCCAAUGGGAUAACGGCCACGCCUAUCGAACCUCCAGUACACACCAACGGGGUCAGAGUAUCGACUGAACCAAAGCCAGUCCGUGAGACCCCAGUAGUUGCACCCAUCCCUAAAGUCGAAAGUCAGAAACCGGAUGUUGUUGAGUCGACAACCGCAAUUCCACCACCGAUAAUACCACCGCUGCAGCCAAAGAAGGAACCCGUAAUUAAACCCAACGAUACCUCGCGUCAGGGCUCGAAGGAGACGACACCAUCGGCACACGGAGCGAAUACAACACCAUCUGCCCCAAUGGUGACUACGAAGAGUGGACGUGCAAGUAAACCAUCGACGCCUGCUUUAGGUAACUUUCCGGACAACGUGCGUGCUCGGCCGUCACGGACUUCGGGGGCGGCGAAUGCGACAACCAAGCGGAGUCACAAGAAAGGCGCAGCAGCUGCGGCAAAGGCAAAUGCGGCAGCUCAAGCCCCCACAAAAGUGGGCGGUGACAUGGCAGCGGGCUCCAAGGAAGACGACGACGAUGACGAUGAGGUUGAAAUCACGUACUGCUAUUGCGAUCAACCCAGCUACGGCGAAAUGAUAGCGUGUGACAAUCGAGACUGCGCGUAUGAGUGGUUUCAUCUUCCUUGCGUGGGUCUCAAGGCCGCGCCCAAGGGUAGUGUGAAAUGGUAUUGCAAAUACUGCAAGAGGAAUAUGGGAAUCCCAGACGACGAGCAUAUUGGUGUCUAG